Aricia agestis (brown argus) is the source of this 3728-nucleotide messenger RNA. RefSeq names its product aminopeptidase N-like. Gene Ontology annotation, molecular function: peptide binding; zinc ion binding; metalloaminopeptidase activity. The transcript is spliced from 15 exons. The record is from RefSeq and is a predicted model, not a curated record. The coding region runs from base 258 to 3494 and encodes 1078 amino acids. Gene Ontology annotation, cellular component: cytoplasm. Gene Ontology annotation, biological process: peptide catabolic process; proteolysis. Lineage: Eukaryota; Metazoa; Arthropoda; Insecta; Lepidoptera; Lycaenidae.
AACUGUUCAUUACAAUAACGGCAUAGCCAACCACGCUCGGUAGAACCGCUCCUUACGAGCUCGCCAAGCAUAACAUUCAAGAAAUCGGUAAAAAUUCAGGUAGACCAGAGACCAAGCGACGUGGUCGCCACAGAACCGCCCACCGCGUGCAUUUGCUUUGAGUUAACUCAUGUGAACACUAGUUUCUGUUGUUUUGAUGAAAAUUGUGUGAAGUGCUGUGAUUUUAAGGAUAAUCCGGAAACGAAUGAAGUAGCAGAAUGCCAUUGUCGACAAGCCGACAACAGUUCCUGGCUUAUGAAACCAACGCCGACCCAGACAUCCGAUAUGGCAGGAAAGGAGGAAUCUUCAUUUCUACCUGUAUUUGCAUCAGUUUCAUUAUAGCCGCUGUGGUUAUAUCUGUUCUCGUUGGUCUCAUAGUAUACUACAUUAGCUAUUUUAAGCUUUCCCAGACAUCCUAUGACUUCUGGGGGGAUGAAGUGGAGGAAUUAUUUUCACAGCAAGAUGAGCCAUCACCAGAUCUCCGUCUGCCUCUUCACAUCUCCCCAAGCUUUUAUAGAUUAAAAAUAAAGGCAGACUUAGACAAGUCAUAUUUUACUGGUGAUGUGUACAUAACAGUUAAAGCUCUUAAAAAUGUCAAAGAGAUCAUUUUACAUGCGCAAGACCUCAAAGUCAACAAUGUUACAUUAACAGAACAAAUAUAUGAGAAAGUUGAAACUUUGCACUCAAGAAAAAGGAGGGAUACUGGCAACGAAACAACUGCAGAAACCAUUCCAACAACGACAACAAAUGAAACAUUAACUGUGAAUGAAACUACUACUCAAACAGAGAUAUUAUCAAACGCAACGGAUGCUCAGGAACAGAAUACUACUGAGAGCACAGAACCGACAACUUUAAAUCCACUGGAUACUCAAGUAACACACAGUAAUUUAAGGAAUAUAAGAAUUAACUCAAUUCAAAAAAGUACAGGGGACAGGUUAAUUAUAACCACUGACUCUCCAUUGUCACUAAAUACCGAUUAUACUCUUCAACUAUCAUUUGAAGGAAAUAUAUCAAACUAUCUUACCGGUUUCUAUAAGAGCAGUUAUACAGAUGUAAACAAUGUGGUGAGGAACAUGGGUGUGACUCAAUUUGAACCCACAUCUGCCAGAGCGGCCUUCCCGUGUUUUGAUGAGCCUGCUUUCAAAGCUAAGUUUGAAAUAAGUAUUGCUCAUCCACAAAAUAUUUCUGUACUAUCAAACAUGAAGGUAGCUACCCAGGAACCUGUAGACGAGGAUCCGACCUGGCAAUGGACACAUUUUGAGAGAUCUGUUAACAUGUCCACCUACCUUGUUGCAUAUGUUUUAACAGACUUCAAGUAUACAGAAACAAGCUAUCUGAGCAAGGACAAUAUCACAAAGCCCAUUAGAAUCUGGGCGAGACCAGCCUUGAUAUCAAACACAAACUAUGCAGCAAAUAUCACACCCAAGUUGCUGAUGUUCUAUGAAGACUUCUUUGGAAUUCCUUACGCUUUGGAUAAAAUUGAUCUCAUAGCUAUACCAGAUUUCUCAAGUGGUGCCAUGGAAAACUGGGGCUUGAUUACAUUCAAAGAGACAACUCUACUAGUGGAUGAGAAGGAGGGUCUUCCGUACGACAAACGCAACGUCGCUAUAGACGUCGCCCACGAACUCGCUCAUCAAUGGUUCGGAAACCUGGUUACUAUGAGAUGGUGGACCGACCUCUGGUUGAAUGAGGGAUUCGCGACUUAUAUCGAGUAUGUGGGGGUUAAUCAUAUCGAACCAAACUGGAGGAUCUUCGAAUCGUUCAGUCAGGAGAAAAUGUCGUUACUACAUACUGAUGCGCUUAAAAACACCUCCCCCGUUUCUCGAAAAGUAGUCGACGCAGGAGAAAUAGCACAAAAGUUCGACGAAAUAUCGUAUUCAAAAGGCGCUAACCUUAUACGCAUGCUGAAUCAUACCAUCUCAGAAACGUUGUUCAGAAAGGGUCUGCUAAUUUAUUUGAAUGACUGGAAAUUCCAAAACGCGGAAGAGAAUGAUCUAUGGGCCGCCAUGUCAAAGUCUGUUGAGUCGGAUCCGGAACUGAAAACAUUGUCUAUGGUGAAGUUCAUGAACUCGUGGACGCGUCAGGCUGGAUAUCCGGUUGUCAACGUGAUAAGAGACUAUGACACUGGACGAGUCACUUUCCAACAGAAACUGUUCACGAGCACCAACGACCCCCACAAGGCGACCGCAAAACAAAUAUGGCGGAUACCGAUCAGCUACGUCAUAUCGAAUACCACAGACACAGCUAACACCAAACCCAAGGUGUGGCUGAAUGACAAACAACUGUCAACUGAGCUAGACAUUAGAAGAGACCAAGCUUUGUAUGUCAACGUUGAUGCUGUAGGGUAUUACAGAGUGAACUACGACCAAAGAAACUGGGAGUUACUAGACGAAGCUAUUAGAACUGGUGACUUUAAGAAUCCGAUGACCAAAGCUCAACUAAUCGACGACGCAUUCAAUUUGGCUAAAGUCGGUCAGCUGAAAUAUAGCUAUGCCCUUCGACUAUCCUCCUGUGUGAUGCAGGGCGAUGACUCUAAGAUAGUUUGGGAGCUCCUACUUAAUAAUAUGUCGUUCUUGAAGCACAAUUUGAGAGCAACAUCGGGAUAUAGGUAUUUCCAGGAUUAUAUGAGAAAACUACUAGGCAAGCAGCUAGAGAAACUGAACUACGGCCUCGAUAAACCCAAAGACGAUAACGAAGCAUUUUUAAUCGACAAUCUAAUAAUGUGGGAUUGCUUAGUGGAGUCGCCGCGCUGCCUCAAGUGGGUGCGAGAUCAAUUCGAACAGUUGGCAGCACUGGACGAUCUUAAUAAAAACCCCAUCCCAUCAUACCUCCGACCGAUAGUAUACAACAUAGCGAUCACGCACGGCGGUCGGCGCGAGUUCGAGUUCUUCUGGAACAUGUAUCUCAACUCCACGGACCCCAAUGUACAGAACCUCAUUAUUAAUAACUUGGCGGCAACUAGAGAGGAGUCUUUUAUUAUGAUGCUGCUAGAAAAGAGUCUUGGCGACAUACCAAAGCAGUAUGCCUUAUCAUUAUGGAAUGUAGAGCCGCCUGUCGGUACAAAACUCGCGCAAAACUUUCUCAUAGAGAACUUCGACAGAAUAUACCAACGGUUCACGCAGAUUGACUCGUUCAGUUUCGCCGGAGUUCUGAGUUCCACAUUCGGUUUUAUCACGAGUACUGAUGAGUUGGAAGUGCUCAAGCGUUUCGCGAUAAAACACAAGCAGCAAUUGAAGCCGAUGUCCCAAACUCUACAGAAGAUAGUCGACGCCGCCGCCGUCCGCAUCGCGUGGAUCAAACGACACACCAACGAAAUCAACCAAUGGUUCCAAGAUUUUAUGAAAAACUCGUCUGAAGUGACACCAACACCAUCGUCUGAUCUGACGCAAAAUGUAACGAUUAGUGUUACGACCCCUAAUGGGACAGACACCAAUACUACGAGUACGAAAACUUAGGAGGUAACAUCCUUUAGUUUAAUUAUUAUAGUCAUGAAAAUUGAUAAUAGUCAUGAAAAGUAUAAUUGACAUUACGUAAUAUUAUAAUAAUUAUUAUUCAUGUGUCUAAAAAAUACAAUAAUCAAAACACUCCACUAAUCCAACCCACCGACUUGAAAUGAUAAACAUUUUAUGUACUGUCAUAUAAAAUGCAUUUUUUUCUCUCAUCAAACCCGUCAAUCCCCAAGCGGCACC